Molecule: messenger RNA, 1093 nt
Organism: Cynara cardunculus var. scolymus (artichoke)
Lineage: Eukaryota; Viridiplantae; Streptophyta; Magnoliopsida; Asterales; Asteraceae
Product: 14-3-3 protein 9
Exons: 7
Coding region: 104-880 (258 amino acids)
Biological process (GO): signal transduction
Cellular component (GO): cytoplasm
Source: RefSeq, a predicted model, not a curated record
ACACAUAAAAAAAAAAAACCAGUCACCCUCAAGUCUCUCCGCUUUCCACUCAUCUUAGAGAGUAGAGAGAGAAAGUAGUCGGUGAGCUCAGAGAUCGGCGGCCAUGGCUUCUUCAACUGAACGUGAAAACUUCAUCUAUGUCGCCAAGCUUGCCGAGCAAGCGGAACGUUAUGAUGAAAUGGUGGAUGCUAUGAAAAAGGUAGCAAAGUUGGAUGUUGAAUUGACUGUUGAAGAGAGGAACUUGCUCUCAGUUGGGUACAAGAAUGUAGUGGGUUCACGUAGGGCAUCAUGGAGAAUAUUAUCUUCAAUUGAGCAGAAGGAGGAAUCUAGAGGCAAUGAAGUGAAUGUAAAGCGGAUUAAGGAAUAUAGGCAGAAGGUUGAAACAGAGCUGUCUGACAUUUGUAGUGAUAUCAUGAUUGUUAUUGAUGAGCAUCUGAUUCCAUCCUCUUCCGCUGGUGAAUCUACCGUUUUCUACUACAAAAUGAAAGGAGACUAUUAUAGGUAUCUUGCAGAGUUCAAGUUUGGUAAUGAUAAAAAAGAGGCAGCAGAUCAGUCGCUGAAGGCUUAUCAAUUGGCUUCCACCACCGCAGAAGCUGAUCUAUCUCCUACUCACCCAAUCCGGUUAGGUUUGGCUUUGAACUUCUCCGUGUUCUAUUACGAGAUUAUGAACUCUCCUGAAAGGGCCUGCCAUCUGGCAAAACAAGCUUUUGAUGAAGCUAUUUCCGAGCUUGAUUCCCUGAGUGAGGAAUCCUACAAAGAUAGCACUUUAAUUAUGCAGCUCCUGAGGGACAAUCUCACUUUGUGGACUUCGGACAUCCCCGAGGAUGGAGAAGACCAAAAGAUGGAGAUCACCAAAUCUGGAGCAGAAGAUGCAGAGUAAAUUUGUAUGAAGCAUUCUUGGAUGGAAUGGAGUAAGAAAGGAAGAUGUAUUUUAUUUGUAAGCCUGCCUGCCUGCCUGCCUUGAUUUGAAAGAAUUUCUUUAGUCUGUUUGUUUUCUUUAAAUGGUUUGAGCCGCUUAUUCAUUCAGACAUUUGUUGAUUAAGACCGUCUGUCUUUUCUUCUGAAUGAAUCUUUAUGGUUUUUAGCUUCAUUC